AUGGCGUUUUAUGUUAUUCGAAACUCGCAGCUCUUUCUUCUGUCUGCACUCUUGUUGGUAACAGUUUUAGCAUGUCAUGACCCAGCACAUGCAGCAAACGUUACCUAUAGCCAAAGUAUUGAAACUCAAUUCGUAAAUCCCUCUGAUUAUCCAGCAACAAACGUUGCCUCUUUCGGUUCGAAUCUGAAACUUUAUUGGAAACUCUUAAAAAACGAAAAGAGUUCAGAUAUUAAUAAUGCCAUUCUAGAAUUUGGUGCUGUUGCUCUUCGUACUAAAGGUUACCUUUCCUUUUGUUUUGGUUAUUUAAGUGGAGAUCCAAUGAAGGGAGAUACCAUCUUUGGUUUCUUCAAUCAAGCUUCAGGUAGCAUCACUGUUAUGGACGCUUGGAUGACUAACAAACCUGCACCACCAACCAGUGAUCCCUCUGAUGAUAUCAUCCAGAAGAAUGGAGGGUUUCGAACAGUUAAUGGAAUAUCCGAAACUCACAUGAAAUGGACACGUUUCGUCAAGACCAACGAUACUAGAGAUGUUGUAUUUACUAACACUGCCAUGAGAAUGUCCUGGGCUAUUCACUCAACUAGUACUUCAAUGGUGGAACAUACCAGUCAAGGAAGUGGCACAACUGUUAACUUUCUUUCGGCUGGAUUCGUAACUGGUGAAUAUGGAAAGCUUCCACAACCACCAGUGAUUGCAACAGGAGGUGGAAAUAACUGUUCACUUCCAACUGGAUAUUCACAAAGUAUUUUAACUCAGUGGGUCAAUUCUGCUGAUUAUCCUGCAGCUAAUUACAAGUUAGUUGCUAAUUAUGGAACAUCUGAUUCUUUGAAAUUGUAUUGGAAAGUUUUGACCAAUCCAAAUGAUGCCAAUAAUCCAAUUAUUGAAUUUGGAUUGUUGGCUACAGGUAUUUAUGGUUAUGCUUCACUUGGUUUCAAUCAUGGAGCUAGUUCAGGAAUGCAAACUGCUGAUACCAUGUUUGGUUAUGUAGAUUCAACUGGUAAGGCAGUGAUUAUUGAUGCUUACAUGCAAGGAAAUUUGCAAGCACCAGCUCCAGACACCACUCAAAAUUUUAUUUCAAGCAAUGGUGGUUUGAGAUCUGUCAAUGGCAAUUAUGAACUCCAUUUGAAAUGGACACGUUUGGUAAAUACUAAGGACGCUAUGGAUUAUACAUUCAGCAAUGCACAAAUUCCAAUUUCAUGGGCUCUUUCCAAAACUUCUACUUCCAUUACUUCUGUUCACAGUUACAGAGACAAGAAUGUCAUGAUUAAUUUCAUGCAAAAUGGAGCUUCCACUGAAAUGGCAGCUCCUCCUGGCAGUAGUUUGGCAUGUGGAUCAAGUAGUGGUUCACAAACUGGAACUGUUGUCAUUGAUGAAGGUUUGAAAUUAGCAAAUUCCUACAGAUGGCAUUUGAUUGCUACUGCAUUCAUUUGUGGAUUGUUGGUCAUUGGUGGAUUCUUAUUGAGUGUGAUUGGACCAAGAGUGAAUCCAAAUCUAUUCCUUGAUUUGAUCUUGUACAGAAGAUUGACAAAACAAGUCAAUUUGAAAUUUAUUGGAAUUUACAUUAAUACCAUUUUAGAUUUAACAUUGGGUGAAGCUGUUGUAAUUUCAUGUUAUUGGAUUCUUGUGGCCAUUUGGUUUGCAUUUGGAUAUGUGAAUGCAACAUCAGCAGAAGCUGGAAAAGCAUUUGCCUCUGUUUGUGUUUUCAAUUUUGGAUUAAUUUUAUUUCCAGUCACAAGAUAUUCAGUUUUACAAGUUUUAUUUGGAAUUUCAUUUGAUAGAGCAAUUAAAUAUCACAGAUGGUUGGGUAUUUUACAAUGGUUUUUUGUAACUGCUCAUGGAAUUGCAAUGGUUGUUCAUUAUAAUGCAUCUGGAUUAUAUUUAGUUGAUGUGACAUCUCCAACAUUUCCAAUUUUGGGAAUUAUUGCAUGGUUUUUCAUGACUAUACUUUGGUUAAUGACAUUCCCAGUCAUAAGAAGAAAGUUGUGGGAAGUCUUUUUAAUUUCACAUGUCAUCUUAUCCAUUUUAAUUGUCAUUUUAUCAAUUAUUCAUGGUUCUGGAUAUAUUAAUUUAUUACCUUAUAUGGCAUUAUCAAUUUUAUUAUAUCUAUUUGAUGUAUUUUUGAGAGUGGUAUUUGGAUUUGGUGUUCCAACCAAAAUUGAUUCAAUCAAAUAUGAUGAAAAGAGUCAAGUUACAACCAUUACAAUGAGAAAACCAUUCCUAACAUUUGGUAGUAAUCCUUCAAUGGGACAUUUCAUAUUCUUAUAUAUUCCUGCUGUUUCAAAAUAUCAACACCAUCCAAUCACAGUUAGUAGUUGUAAGGAAAUUGAUGGUGGAAUGAUUAAAAAGAAGGAAUUGGAAUUUACAGUUCAUGUCAAGAAUUUUGGAAGUGGAUGGUCAAAACAAGUUGCAAAAGUUGCUCAAGAGAAGGCUCAAUCAGCCAAUGAAUUAAUUUGUAGAGUUGAAGGUGCUUAUGGAUCAUUAUCAGUUCCAUUAUUGAGAUACAAGACAAUUGUCAUGUUUGGUGGUGGAAUUGGUAUUACACCAGUUCAUUCAAUUUAUUCACACUUGUUGGAAAAGAAUGUUCAAGAUAAGACUGUUUAUACUUGUUGGUCAAUUCCAACCACUGAUAUGAUUCAAGUAUUUCCUCAACUUUUGGAAACGAAUGGAAAUAAGAAUUUGAAACCAAAUAUUUUCAUUUCCAAAAUGAAGGAUGAGAAUUCACAACAAACAGCAUUCAUUCAUAAAGGAAGAGCCAAUCCAAAACAAUUCUUGGAACAAGUGAAAAAGGAAAUGAAAGAAAGAGGAGAAUUGAAUGCAUAUGUUGGUGUUUUAGUUUGUGGUCCAGAACAAUUGGUAACUUCAGUUUCGAAUGCCAUUUGGGAUGCAAAUGAAAGAAAUGGAAUUAGAUUCCAUCUCCAUAAGGAAGUUUUUACGUGGUAGAAUAAACACAUGUUUCUAAUGGAAUUCCAGAAUGUAGUGAUUUAUUCUAGAAUAAAAACUCGCAGUCAGCAAAUCUUGAACUAUCCACUAAUUUUUCAAGUUUUCUAAUCAUGAAAAUCCAACUAUUGUUGUGUUCUGUCUUUUUGGUAAAAAACACAAUCAUAUUAUCCAAUCCAAUACUCAGGUUCAAAUCAUAUCCAUAUCUAGCUAAGUAUGGAGCAAAUCUAACCUUUAGCAAAGACAAAUGAUUAAAUUGAACCAUUUUUUCACUCUCUUUGAUAAAUUUAGUUCCAUCCUCUUGCUCGUCUUCAUUUUCAGGUACAGCACUUAUUGAUCUGAUUCCAGAUGAGUCUCCAGAGAAGAAGAAUGUUCUAUCAUCUCUUAUUGAGCUAUUAGCUUGAUGAUAUUGGAAAGGAACUAACAUUUUGUUCAAAUAGUUAGAAUUGUGAAUACCCGUAAUAAAUCUAGAAUCUAAAUUUUUCGUAGCAUCUUUAGAACAUUCCAGUACCAUCG
Messenger RNA from Naegleria gruberi, 3450 nucleotides. RefSeq lists its product as uncharacterized. Gene Ontology annotation, cellular component: plasma membrane. Gene Ontology annotation, molecular function: oxidoreductase activity. The coding region runs from base 1 to 2937 and encodes 978 amino acids. The record is from RefSeq and is a predicted model, not a curated record. Lineage: Eukaryota; Heterolobosea; Eutetramitea; Acrasida; Naegleriidae. The transcript has 2 exons.